AUGGCGCUCCAAGCAGAAGUCACGGACGAAGAAUUGUCCACGUUGAAGGGGAAGACGAUCAUCAUCACCGGGGGUGCGAGUGGUAUUGGAAGGGCGGCGGUGAAUCUUGCUCAUACCGCCGGAGCCAACGUCACCGUCGCGGACAUAAGCGAAGAUGCCGGAGCAGCACUCGUCGAUGAGCUCAAAGAACGCAUCCACUUCAUUAAAACAGACGUAUCCUCCUGGCCUGACGUCCUCAACCUCUUCACCAAGACAUACGACCACUUCGGCGCCAUCGACGUCGUGCUCUCCAACGCCGGCACCAAUAUCGGCGAGACCCUGCUAGACGACGAACUCGACGAGAACGGGCACCUCGCCGCGCCCAGCCUCAAGAACCUAGAGGUCAACCUCCACGGAUCCGUGUACUGCGCCCGAGCCGCCGUGCACUUCUUCAAGAAGCAGCCCGAGAAGAAAUGUCAAUUGGUAUUUACGGCUUCGGCAGCAGCUAUCGUCGACACCCCUCCCUUAUUCCUCUACUGCGCCGGUAAAGCCGGGGUGGUAGGGUUAAUGAGAGGGAUGAGACAGGGGAUGCGGUCGGAUAAGAUUACUGUCAACGUGGUGGCGCCGUGGAUGACGGUCAGCCCGAUGUUGCCGGAUUGGAUUCGCGAGAAAUGGGGAGAUCUGCCGGCUAAUACUCCCGAGGGAGUGGCUAAGGCGCUUUUGCUGCCGGCGGUGAGAACAGAGGUGCAUGGUAAGACGCUUUGGGUGGGUGGGAAUGAUGUCGUGGAGAUUGAGGAUAGUUUGUAUGAGACAAGACCAAAGUGGUUGGGGAGCGAGAUGUCGAGGUGUCUUGAUCAGGGACAGAAGGCUAUGGGGAUAGGGGCUUGA
This is a messenger RNA of Penicillium maclennaniae, 867 nucleotides long. RefSeq lists its product as uncharacterized. The record is from RefSeq and is a predicted model, not a curated record. The transcript has 3 exons. Gene Ontology annotation, molecular function: oxidoreductase activity. Lineage: Eukaryota; Fungi; Ascomycota; Eurotiomycetes; Eurotiales; Aspergillaceae. The coding region runs from base 1 to 867 and encodes 288 amino acids.